This is a messenger RNA of Dendroctonus ponderosae (mountain pine beetle), 496 nucleotides long. RefSeq names its product 40S ribosomal protein S26 (gene RpS26). The coding region runs from base 100 to 453 and encodes 117 amino acids. Gene Ontology annotation, cellular component: cytosolic small ribosomal subunit; ribosome. Gene Ontology annotation, biological process: translation. Gene Ontology annotation, molecular function: structural constituent of ribosome; mRNA binding. Lineage: Eukaryota; Metazoa; Arthropoda; Insecta; Coleoptera; Curculionidae. The record is from RefSeq and is a predicted model, not a curated record. The transcript has 3 exons.
CUCAAAUGACAGCAUUUCUUCCACUAGUUCGCGCAAGCUCCACUACUUCCUUGACCGGCCAGUUCUUUUCGCGUUGACAGUUUUGGAUAAGAGAACAACAUGACUUGCAAACGUAGAAACGGUGGACGUGCUAAACACGGCAGGGGUCACGUUAAACCUGUUCGAUGCACCAACUGCGCUAGAUGUGUGCCAAAAGACAAAGCUAUUAAGAAGUUUGUCAUCAGGAACAUCGUCGAAGCAGCGGCUGUAAGGGAUAUCACGGAGGCUUCAGUCUACACACAAUACGUGCUCCCUAAACUCUACGCCAAACUUCACUACUGUGUAUCUUGUGCGAUUCACAGUAAAGUAGUUCGUAAUAGAAGUAAGGAAGACAGGAGGAUUAGGACUCCACCUCAGAGGAACUUCCCUGGUGGAAGAGACCAAAACAGGCAACAAAAUGCCCCCAGAAAGUGAGAUGUUAUUUUCACGAUAAGCCUAAUAAACGUUGGCUAAGAAA